Messenger RNA from Contarinia nasturtii (swede midge), 2656 nucleotides. RefSeq names its product cytochrome P450 4g15 (gene Cyp4g15). The coding region runs from base 419 to 2119 and encodes 566 amino acids. The record is from RefSeq and is a predicted model, not a curated record. The transcript has 7 exons. Lineage: Eukaryota; Metazoa; Arthropoda; Insecta; Diptera; Cecidomyiidae. Gene Ontology annotation, molecular function: monooxygenase activity; oxidoreductase activity, acting on paired donors, with incorporation or reduction of molecular oxygen; iron ion binding.
UUAGUUUUAAGUGAGUACAGUAAACGGCGCGCGCGCGAAGCACUCAAAGCUGAUAGUUGAUCAUUUGUGUUUUUUUUUUUGAACGAGUUAUUCUGACGAUUAUUCGGUGGAAUCGUCACUUUUACUUAAAUUAAAAACGAAAAAAAAAAACGAAACAAAUUUCGAUUAUCAAAAAAAAUUGCAAUAGUAAAUCAUUCGUUGUUCACAAUCAGUGAAGAAGAAAUAAACGAUUUAAAGAGCUCCCGCAUUUUAAGGAUAUUAUUAUACUUUUUUGAUCGUCGUCGUUUUGGUUCAAUUUCAAACGGCGAAAAAAAAUCAAACGAAAACGAUUUUGUUACGGAAAAUAAAAUCGAACUUCCAUCAAAAGUCAAAUAAAAUAAAUUUAAUAAAAUUAUAAUAAAAAAAAAAUCGACGAAGAAUGGCAGGACGUGUAGCAUCGGAUUGGGGAUCGACGGCAAAUACAAUGGCAGCCAGCCAAAUGUUCUACUUUUUACUAGUGCCACUGUUUGUGCUUUGGUUGAUUUACUUCAAAUUAUCUCGUCGCAAUUUGAACAAACACGCCGAAAAUAUUCCUGGGCCGCCUGGUUUGCCGGUUAUUGGCAAUUUAUUCGAUUUAAUGGGAUCAUCGCACAACGUUUUCCGGACCAUUUUGGAGAAGAGCGCUAUGUACGAUUUCGAUUCGGUGUGCAAAUUGUGGAUCGGACCAAAAUUGAUUGUGUUCCUGUUUAAUCCGGCUGAUGUUGAAUUGAUUCUCAGCAGUCAUGUGUACAUUGAUAAAUCGGCCGAAUACGAUUUUUUCAAACCAUGGUUGGGUGACGGUCUUCUCAUCAGUACAGGUCAUAAAUGGCGUUCACACCGAAAAUUGAUUGCACCGACAUUCCAUUUAAACGUUUUGAAAGGUUUCAUCGACUUAUUCAAUGAAAAUUCGCGUCAAGUCAUUAGAAAAUUGGAUUUGGAACUUGGAAAAACAUUCGAUGCUCACGACUACAUGAGCGAAGCAACCGUUGAAAUUCUAUUAGAAACCGCUAUGGGUGUAUCGAAAAAGACUCAAGGUCAAUCGGGAUACGACUAUGCAAUGGCUGUUAUGAAAAUGUGCGACAUUUUACACGCUCGCCAUCGUAGCUUGUGGCUGAGAGCUAACUGGAUUUUCAAUUUGACCAAUUUGGCUAAACAACAAAUCAAAUUACUCGGCACCAUUCACGGUCUCACCAUGAAAGUUAUUCGAAACAAGAAGAACGCAUUCAAACAGGGUGCCCGCGGUUCAUUGGCCCGUACUGAGAUCAAUACCAAAGGUUUUGGCACUGGUUUAGAAGAGAUCCGGUCAACAACAACCGUUGAAGGAUUAUCAUUUGGACAGUCAUCCGGAUUGAAAGACGAUUUGGACGUUGAUAACGAAGCCGAUGAUGUUGGCGAAAAGAAGCGUUUGGCAUUCUUGGAUUUAUUGUUGGAAAGUGCACAAAAUGGAGCCCUUAUCACCGAUAAGGAAAUUAAAGAACAAGUCGAUACAAUUAUGUUUGAAGGACACGAUACAACGGCCGCUGCAAGUUCAUUCUUCUUAUCGUUGAUGGGCAUUCACCAGGAUAUUCAAGAGAAAGUUGUUCAAGAGCUUAAUGACAUUUUCGGCGAUUCAGAUCGUCCGGCCACAUUCCAAGACACACUCGAAAUGAAAUAUUUGGAACGUUGUUUGAUGGAAACAUUACGUCUAUUCCCACCGGUGCCAAUCAUUGCUCGCGAAUUAAAAGAAAACUUGAAAUUGACCGGCGGUAAAUACACAGUUCCAGCUGGUGCUACAGUUGUUAUCACAACAUUCUUAUUGCAUCGUGACAAAAACAUUUAUCCAAAUCCAACAAAAUUCGAUCCAGACAAUUUCUUGCCGGAAAGACAAGCUAAUCGUCACUACUAUGCCUUCAUACCAUUUUCAGCUGGUCCACGAAGCUGUGUCGGUCGUAAAUAUGCAAUGUUGAAACUGAAGGUUCUACUUUCUACCAUUUUGCGAAACUAUCGCAUUCGUUCCGAUUUGAAGGAGGAGGAUUUCAAAUUACAAGCCGAUAUUAUAUUGAAGCGUGAAGAAGGAUUCCAAGUCCAACUCGAACGACGAAAACCGAUGGCAAAGGCUUAAUUAAGCCUCAACAAAUUUCCACGAUCGAUAAGCACCAUAAUUUAAUACGAAAAGCAAAAAAAAAAUUACAACAAUUUACUUUUAAAUUUUCUCUGAACAUUAACACACUCUCCCUUUGCUGUGUGCGCGUGUGUGUAUGUGAGUGAAAGAGAGAAAGUAAAAGACAAUUUCAUUCUAUAAAUGCUCAUGUUUUUACCAUUUAAUAAUGCCUCAUGCUCCGAGAAACCAUUUUCAAUAGAUCAGUGUAUAAAGUAUUGUACGGUGUAACUAUGGCCCAAUCAACAUGCACACAAGGAGAGAGAGAGCGAAAAAAACGGAAGCUGAAUACAUACUUGUGCAAAUGAAAUAUGAUUCCCAACCCACGCGCAUCCCUUCCCUUGUCCCUCAACAGCACAAUCAUGAAUUAUUUAAAACAUCAAUUAAAAAGUUUAAGUUAAAUGGAGAGGAUAAUUAUAUACUAUUUGAUUCGGUUCUGUUUAAUAUAGAUUAGAAGAUGCUGUACGUCGAUAAAAAAAUUCCGCUAAUAUCCAAAAUUUA